Molecule: messenger RNA, 6617 nt
Organism: Drosophila albomicans
Lineage: Eukaryota; Metazoa; Arthropoda; Insecta; Diptera; Drosophilidae
Exons: 16
Coding region: 45-6485 (2146 amino acids)
Biological process (GO): proteolysis; peptide catabolic process
Cellular component (GO): cytoplasm
Molecular function (GO): peptide binding; zinc ion binding; metalloaminopeptidase activity
Source: RefSeq, a predicted model, not a curated record
GUUGCGUUUUCAACGCCACCCGCUUUGGAUUAACGUGCCCGAAGAUGAUAAUAACCGCGAAAUUGGUUAGCAUUUGCCUCGGCGUGGCUUUGACGGCCUUCACCGUUUCCACAAUUGUGCUCGCGGUGCAAAAGUCCAAUCUCAAGGAUGAUUUACGCGAUGCCCAAGAGAAAAUCGAUCAACUAGAGGCGGGUUUUGCAUCUACUUCGACGUCUACAACAACUACCACAACCACAACGGUAGCUCCAGGACCCACCGAAGAAGGACCUAGCACAGUGGAGCCUAGUUCAACUACAGAGGGUUCAAGUACCGCGGAUCCUGGCACUACAGUUGCGCCUGAGAAAAUCGAUUAUCGUCUGCCCACCGCAUUGACGCCCACCAACUAUGAUCUGUAUCUGAAUCCGGAUAUCGAGACGGGUCUCUUCAGUGGCCGUGAAACUAUUAACAUUACCGUGAACGAGGCCACCAAUCAGAUUGUGUUGCACUCGCUGUACUUGGAUAUACAGAAUCCGUCUGUUUAUGAAUCAACGGGAACAAAUGUCGUUGUCUCGGGUUUCACUUUCGAUUCGGUUAGGGAGUUUCUGAUCAUCAAUCUGAGUCAAGAACUCACCGUCGGCUCAUUCAUUCUGCUCACGCUCGACUUCUCCGGAAACAUGGCCAGCAAAAUUGUCGGUUUGUACAGCUCGUCGUAUCUGAAGGCAGAUGAAUCCCGCAAAUGGAUUGCGACAUCCAAGUUCGAGCCAACCUACGCUCGUCAAGCAUUUCCCUGCUUCGAUGAGCCCGCUCUGAAGGCGACCUUUGAGAUUACUCUGGUGCAUCCGGUCGAUGGCAAUUACCAUGCGCUGUCCAACAUGAAUGCCGAUUUGGAGAUCAAUCAGGGCACCUACACCGAAGUAAUGUUCGCCAAGAGUGUGCCGAUGAGUACAUAUUUGGCCUGUUUCAUUGUCUCGGACUUCGAGGCCAAGUCCGUGGACAUUGAUACCAAGGGCAUUGGCAACACCUUCCAAAUGGGCGUCUACGCAACGCCAGACCAGAUUGACAAAGUGGACUUUGCCUUGGAUGUGGGCAAAGGUGUCAUUGAGUACUACAUUGAAUACUUCCAAAUUGAGUAUCCGCUGCCUAAGCUCGAUAUGGCUGCCAUUCCCGACUUUGUCUCCGGUGCUAUGGAGCACUGGGGUCUGGUCACCUAUCGCGAGACUUCGCUGCUCUACGAGGCGGCAACCAGUUCGGCUGUGAACAAGCAGCGCAUUGCUAGCGUCAUUGCUCAUGAGUUUGCCCACAUGUGGUUUGGAAAUUUGGUUACCAUGGACUGGUGGAAUGAUCUGUGGCUAAAUGAGGGAUUCGCCAGCUUCAUCGAGUAUUUGGGCGUCGACUCUGUGUUUCCCGAAUGGCAAAUGCGCGAUCAGUUUAUCGUUGGCACUUUGCAUGCAGUGCUCACAUUGGAUGGCACUUUGGGAUCUCAUCCCAUUAUUCAAACAGUCGAGAAUCCCGAUCAGAUAACAGAAAUCUUUGACACGAUUACGUAUUCGAAAGGCUCUUCGUUGGUUCGCAUGUUGGAAGACUUUCUGGGUGAGACAAUCUUCCGUCAAGCGGUUACAAACUAUCUGAAUGAAUACAAAUACAAGAACGCCGUAACCGAUAACUUCUUCACGGAGAUUGACAAACUGGAGCUGGAUUAUAAUGUGACUGAUAUAAUGCUCACAUGGACAGUGCAGAUGGGUUUGCCAGUGGUCACGAUCGAAAAGGUCUCCGAUACUGAAUACAAAUUGACACAGAAGCGCUUCUUGUCCAAUCCCAACGACUAUGACGAAGUGCACGAGGCUUCUGAAUUCAACUACCGUUGGUCGAUACCCAUCACAUACACGACGAGUGCCAAUUCGGCAGUGCAGCGGGAAUGGUUUUACUACGACCAGAGCGAAAUCACCAUAACUGUGCCCAGCGCCGUGGAAUGGAUCAAGUUUAACCACGACCAGGUUGGCUACUAUCGCGUCAACUACCCCAAUACCUUGUGGGAAGUUCUGGCCAAUCAGUUGGUCUCCUCUCCUGAAACCUUUACUGCCGGCGAUCGUGCUUCUUUGUUGAACGAUGCCUUUGCCUUGGCCGAUGCAACGCAGUUGCCUUACGAUGUGGCAUUCGAUAUGACCAAAUAUCUGGCCAAGGAAGAAGACUAUGUGCCCUGGAGUGUGGCUGCCUCGAAGCUGACGUCCCUGAAGCGCACUUUGUACUACACGAGCAGCUAUGUCAAGUACAAGAAAUACGCCACGGCCUUGAUUGAGCCCAUCUACACGGCACUCACCUGGACUGUGGGCGACGAUCAUUUAAACAAUCGACUGCGUGUGACAGCCUUGGGAGCAGCAUGCUCGCUAGGUCUUGAGGCCUGUCUGACUGAGGUGGGCGUGCAGUUCAACACGUGGCUAGCAGCUCCCACUCAGCGUCCCAAUCCGGAUGUGCGCGACACGGUUUACUACUAUGGCAUGCAGACGGUGGGCAACCAAGAGACGUGGGAGACCGUCUGGGAGCUGUUUGUGAACGAAGCCGAUGCCAGCGAAAAGUCCAGGCUGAUGUAUGGCCUGGCUGCUGUUCAGGAGCCGUGGUUGCUGCAACGCUACAUUAGUCUCGCCUGGAAUGAGGAGUAUGUGCGUGGUCAGGACUAUUUCACCUGCUUGACCUACAUCUCGGCUAAUCCAAUGGGCGAAUCCCUGGUGUGGGAUUAUGUGCGCGAGAACUGGCUGCAGUUGGUGGCACGUUUUGGCCUCAACGAGCGUUAUUUGGGCAAUUUGAUACCCUCGAUAACGGCGCGAUUCAACACGCAAACUAAACUCGAGGAGAUGGAGCAAUUCUUUGCCAAGUAUCCAGAGGCAGGAGCUGGCACAGCUGCGCGUGUUCGUGCCCUGGAAACUGUGAAGAACAACAUUGUCUGGCUGGCUGAAAAUCUCGAAAGUGUUGACGCUUGGCUCGACAGGCAGUCCAAACAAAUGGAUCGCGUUGGCGUUGCCAUUGCGCUAUAUGGUCUGAUAACUGUUGCUGUAUCAGUUUGCUGUGACGAAUCAAUGGUCAUCAAGUACAAUGUUACCGGACAUCCUUAUCAUGUUGCGGGGGGGGCCCAUGUAAUAACAUUGGCUGCGAAUGCCAAGGAGGCUGUUAUGUUUGAGAUAUGGGAGACCACUUUCCUACAAAACCAGAAUCGUUACAAUAUUAAUAUCAUCGAGAUGUACCAUGAAUCCUUGGUGUAUACUGGCGAUCAAUUAUGGGAUUACACCACAACUGAAUCAGUUUGCUGUGACAAAGCAAUGGUCUUCAAGUAUAAUGUCACUGGAAAGCCCUGUCGUGUAGUUGGUGGCAUGGACUCGGGUCAUGGCUGUAUUAUUAAGAUUUGCGCUAAUGGAAAAGCAAUGCAAUCAAACGAACACUUUUGCGGCAAGGGACCAUGCAAUAGUUAUGGCUGUGAGUGCCAGGGAGGCUGUCAACUUGGAGAUUGGGAGACCACUUUACUUCAAGCCCAUGAGAGUUACAAUAUUAAUAUCAUCGACAUCCAUUGGGAGAACUUGUUCACUUUCAAUUUACCUGUCGUCGCUCUAAACGUAAAUAUGUUAAAAACGGACGAUAGGAUACACACAGUUCUUUUUUUACUCGUGGCAAUAAUUGCCAUGCUUAAUGGAUUAACGGCUAAAAAUGCGAUUAACUAUCGUCUGCCCAAAGCGCUUGUGCCCACGAACUAUAAAAUACAUUGGUCCCCUCGUCUAGACAAAGGCUAUUUCGAUGGAAUGGCAGUGAUUCAAAUUAAAGUCAUCAAGCCUACCAAGCAAAUCAUUUUGCAUUCUGAUAAGCUAUUCAUCCGCAGUGUUUAUGUACCAGGCAAAAGAGUGGUUAAAUAUGAACUUGAUUCUGUCCGUGAGUUCCUGAUAAUUGAUUUAAAGGACAAAUUGUUGUCAAAUGAGACCAUAGAAUUGAUGUUAGGUUUUAAAGGAAAAACUCAACACAAGCUAAGCGGAAUGUACACUAGCAGCUAUCAAACUUUGGACGGUCAGCAAAGGAAUAUGGUCACAACUAAAUUUGAGCCAACUUAUGCUCGUCAGGCCUUCCCCUGUUUCGAUGAGCCCGAUAUGAAGGCAACAUUCAGCAUCAGUGUCACUCAUCCCAGUGGAAGAUCGUACGAUGCUGUCUCCAAUAUGAACAAAAUUAAAACGCUGAAUAUGGGUAAAAAUACAAUGGCUGUCUUCGCUACGAGCGUUCCAAUGAGCACAUAUUUGGCCUGUAUUAUUGUCUCAGAUUUUAAGAAAUUAAAUAGCACCGUUAAGGCCAAUGGCAUUGGAAACGACUUCCAGAUUGACGCAUAUGCCCAACCUCAUCAGUUGAGCAAAGUGCAAUUUGCUCUGGAGGUUGGAACUGCUAUUACAGAGUACUACAUUCGGUACUUUAAAGUACCCUAUCCUCUGCCGAAGUUGGAUAUGGCUGCAAUUCCCGACUUUGCCGCGGGUGCAAUGGAACAUUGGGGCUUGGUGACAUAUCGCGAGUCUCUUCUCCUAUAUGAUGAGAAUUAUAGUUCCACGUGGAACAAACAGUAUACAGCUAGCAUUUUGGCUCACGAAAUUACUCACCAAUGGUUUGGCAAUCUUGUAACUAUGAAGUGGUGGAACGAUCUUUGGCUAAAUGAGGGAUUCGCUAAUUUCAUGCAGUGGAAGGGAGUCAAUUCUGUUUAUCCGGAUUGGGAAAUGCUGGAUCAAUUCAUAACAGAGGAACUGCAUCCAGUGCUGAUAAUCGAUUCCAAACUCUCAUCACAUCCAAUAGUUCAAAGGGCUGAAUCCCCUGAUCAGAUCAUAGCUCUCUUUGAUACCAUUACUUACAACAAGGCUGGCUCAAUCCUGCGAAUGUUAGAGAACCUUGUAGGCUCUGAGAAAUUCGAGAAAGCAGUUACGAAUUACUUGAUUAAAUUCAAGUAUGGCAAUACGGUGACCGAUGACUUCUUGACCGAAGUGUCUGCUUUGGUCGACGAUUUUGAUGUAAAGCAUUUGAUGCGUACAUGGACCGAGCAGAUGGGUUAUCCAGUGCUCUAUGUGUCCCGCUCCUUUGCAGGUUUUACCAUCACACAACAGCGAUUUCUUUCAAACAAGGAGAGCUAUAACGAAGCAGCAGAACCAAGUGAAUUUAACUACAAAUGGACCAUUCCAGUUAAAUAUACUCUGGAAAAUUUUGCGAGUGAUAAAGUCAAGAGCAUGAUCUUUCAUUAUGAUCAAGACUCUGUAGCUAUUGCAACGUACAGAAAAGUUAAAUGGAUCAAGCUAAAUGUGCAUCAGUAUGGGUAUUAUCGCGUAAACUAUGAGAACAGUCUUUGGGAUCAACUCAUUAAUCAACUUUAUGAUAAACACACUCGCUUUCAUACUACCGAUCGUGCGAAUCUGCUGGAUGAUGCCUUCAGCUUGGCUGAUGCCAGUCAAGUGUCUUACAAUGUACCCCUAAGGAUGUUAUCUUAUCUGGUACGAGAAAAGGACUUUAUGCCUUGGUAUGUGGCUGUCGCUAAGCUGCAGAUCCUAAAGAAUAUCCUGUUCACUACAGAUAUUUAUAAUCGCUUCGUCAAAUAUGCGCGUAGUCUUCUCGUUAAUGUCUACCCAGAAGUGGGCUGGACUGUGGAGGAGAACAACCAUUUGAGAAAUCGCCUGCGAGUUUCCGUGCUGACUGCAGCCUGCUCUUUAGGCCUUCCUGAUUGUCUUAGUCAAGCAGCUCAGCAUUUCACCACUUGGCUCAAUAAUCCAACUGCUGCCAAUCGACCAGCUCCUGAUCUGCGUGAGGUCGUCUACUACUACGGAAUGCAGCAGUCGAGUAGCGAGUCAAGCUGGGAGAAGCUUUUGGAGAUUUUCAAGGCUGAAACCGAUGCCAGCGAAAAGACGAAGCUUAUGUAUGGUCUUUCCGGUGUGCGGGAUGCUAAGCUGCUUCAUCGCUUUCUUGUACUGGCUACAAAUGAAAGCAUUAUACGGAGACAUGAGUAUUUCAAUUGCUUUGAAGCUGUUGCCGCCAAUCCCGUCGGUGGGCCAAUUGCCUGGAAUUACUACCGGAAUAAAUGGCCGCAACUGGUAAAGCGCUUUGGACUACAUGAUCGCAAAAUGGGCACUGUAAUUGCCAAAAUUACUGACCGCUUCUCAACUAACGUGAAGUUGGAGGAGGUGCAACAGUUCUUUAAGAAAUAUCCGGAGGCUGGAGCUGGUGCCAGAUCUCGUCAGGAGGCCAUCGAAACCAUCAAGUACAAUAUUAAAUGGCUGCGGGAAAAUUAUGCACCUAUAAAAAAUUGGGUGACGAAGCAAUCUUCUUCAAAGAAUCAUGCAAAUAAUUCAAAUUUUAUAUUGACGGAGAAAUCUUCUUCAAAGAAUCAUGCAAAUAAUUCAAAUUUUAUAUUGUCGGAGAAAUCUUCUUCAAUGAAUCAUGCAAAUAUUCCAUCGGUGAGUGAAAGUAUUGAAAUACUUAUCCAACUAUAUCAUCUUUUGUUCAAAUAAAAAGCUGUAAAUCUAUGUGCACAUAAUAAUAAUAUGUGCUAUAUUUAAUAUACUUUACAGGUAACUUUGGCCGCGUUGCAUUUUGAUAUAAAUAUUUCUAUGUUAAACAUUUUGAUCAAUAAAAUAUACAAA